Molecule: messenger RNA, 2148 nt
Organism: Seminavis robusta
Lineage: Eukaryota; Bacillariophyta; Bacillariophyceae; Naviculales; Naviculaceae
Source: the annotation of a GenBank genome assembly
GCCUCCAUCAAAUCUCUCAGCUUCCUCGUCCUUCGGAAGGACUAAAUUGGGUCACGAUAAAUACGUCAGGCAAUUCGGUGAAUUCUCUUGUGAUCGAUUUUGUCCCGAAUAGAUUCGAAUAGAUCUCAGAAGAUCCCUCUUGGCUUCGAUGCGAGACCAGCUUCGAAUGGCCGCGAAGCACUUUCAUACAUUCUCAUCUUCCUCCUGAACCUUUGUUUGAAACGGCAAGAAGAAGAGUCAGAGGCCAGUCAAACAUUCUCACACCUCACAGCUCACUCAACAAAUCGAUACUCAACAGAACCUAGAUCAACCAUGUUGGCGGCUAGACUUUCCAGUCGACGGGCUGCUUCCUCUCUGGGAGCUAAUUCCACCAGAGCGUUUACAUCGACCAGUCCCAUAAUGGAACAAUUUGACGUUACUGUCGUCGGUGGAGGCCCUGGAGGAUAUGUGGCUGCCAUUAAAGCGUCUCAAAUGGGAUUAAAGACAGCCUGUGUGGAGAUGAGAGGUUCUCUUGGAGGUACCUGUCUGAAUGUUGGAUGUAUCCCCUCGAAGGCUCUCUUGCAGUCUUCUCACCAUUUCCACGAUGCCAAAGAACACUUUGCCGACCACGGUAUCAACAUUGGUGAUAUCUCCAUGGAUCUCGACAAAAUGCAAGAUGCCAAGUCCAAAUCUGUUGACGGAUUGACUGGAGGAAUCGAGUACUUGUUCAAAAAGUACGGUGUCGAAUACUACAAAGGAAAGGGAUCCUUGAAGGGACCCAAUUCGGUCUCGGUCGUCAAAAAUGAGGAUGGAGCCACCGAAGAAAUCGACACUAAGAAUAUCCUGAUUGCCACUGGCUCUGAAGUAACGCCUCUUCCUCCCGUGCCAGUCGACAAUGACGGACAGAAAAUUGUAGACUCGACAGGUGCCUUGGAAAUCAAGAAAAUUCCAGGUAAGAUGGCCGUGAUUGGCGGCGGAGUCAUUGGUCUAGAGAUGGGAUCCGUGUGGUCCCGAUUGGGAGCCGAGGUGACUGUCAUUGAAUUCCUGGAUAAAAUCUGUCCUUCCAUGGAUCAAGAGUUGACCAAAAAAUUUCAAACAACUCUCAAAAAGCAGGGCUUCAAAUUCAAGCUUAAGACCAAGGUCACAAAGAGCGAGGUUGAAGCCGAUGGAGUAGUGUUGACAACCGAACCAUCCAAGGGUGGAGAUGAAAAAACAGAAAAAUACGACAUUGUCUUGGUGGCUACCGGUCGUCGUCCAUACACCGAAGGGUUGGGAUUGGAAGAGCUGGGUAUUCAAACCGACAAACUGGGACGUAUUGAAGUCGAUGAACACUUCCGAACGGCUGUUCCGUCCAUUUAUGCCAUUGGUGACUGCAUCGAUGGACCCAUGUUGGCUCACAAAGCGGAAGAGGAGGGCAUUGCGGCUGUCGAAAUCAUGGCAGGUUUUGCGGGACACGUCAACUACGAUGCCAUUCCAGGAGUUAUCUAUACUUAUCCCGAAGUUGCCUCGGUGGGAAAGACCGAAGAAGAGCUGAAGGAGGCAGGUAUUGCAUACAACAAAGGAAACUUCCCAUUCUCAGCCAAUUCGCGUGCCCGUGCCAAUGGUAGCUCCGAAGGCUUCGUUAAGGUCUUGGCCGAGAAAGACACUGAUCGAAUCCUCGGAGCUCACAUCAUUGGGCCCAAUGCCGGUGAAAUGAUUUCAGAAGCCGUGAUUGCCAUUGAAUAUGGAGCGAGCUCGGAGGAUUUGGCAAGGACAUGCCACGCACAUCCAACCUUGAGCGAGGCUUUCAAAGAAGCUUGUAUGGACACAUACGACAAGCCAAUUCACUUUUAAUGUUUGCGUGAGAAUGGGUGUGGAGACCGAGGAGGCCGCGUGUUUGGCUGAGUAUACAGUUGAGCUCUCGUGACCCUCUAGGACCCUUAGUUUUGGCAUCAAUGUGAUAAAGAGUGAUUUUCCCUUCCAGUAUACAAAGUAGCCCGUUUGACGCGACUUAUACUCUAGCUUGUUUGCCCCGCAGUGAAGAGAAGAGUCAUCUUUGUCCCGUGUAGCCGAGCUCAAGUGCAACCCGUCUGCUCUUCGAACCAAGGUAAGCGGCACAGUACAGGUACAGGUAGGUAUUACUACAAGCGCAAGAUGCAAUCCUUGCCAACUUUUCCACCUAAAUUGAUA